AUGUGGUCUGACGACGACAACGACGACGACGAGCUGGACAGUCCAUUACCGACGGCAGUUGUCAAGCUUCACAACUGGCAGGACUGGAGUGUAUGGAUUGAUUACAUCAAGAAAGAAGCGACGAUGCUUGGGGUCUGGAGUGACAUUGAUCCUGAUACUGAUGAAGCCGAUGAGGACAAUCCAGUGCAGUACAAAGCUCGACCAACCUUUGAUUUUGCGAUUAAAAGGACAAGAGAUGAAAUCACUGAUGCUCAGAUCGAAUAUAAGUUCCUCAUAUACCUCUGGAAGGAUAAGCAGAAAAGCUAUCGAAGGAUCAGGACGAUCAUUCAUCAGUCUAUUGCUGUACACUUGCAGUAUAGGAUACUCACCUGUCGGACUAUCAGGGCCGAACUCAAGAAGCUCGCAGAAUUCACCAAGCCACCUUCUUGA
Molecule: messenger RNA, 429 nt
Organism: Sphaerulina musiva SO2202
Lineage: Eukaryota; Fungi; Ascomycota; Dothideomycetes; Mycosphaerellales; Mycosphaerellaceae
Exons: 1
Coding region: 1-429 (142 amino acids)
Source: RefSeq, a predicted model, not a curated record